AUGGCAGCGUUGUUCAACGAGUCACUGCGAAAGGUCAACGAGCAACAACCUCCCACAAUAGUUGAAGAAGACGAAUCUCCAAAACGUGCCAAUCGGCCAGCAGAUUUGCAGGGUUUUUCAAUUCUUGAUGAGAAAUGGAGAAGUAGCAGUUCGGAUGAUUCGGAUGAUUCACUUCCAGUUGGAAGUUAUAUAAGCACUACAUCAACACCGGGAAGAUUCUGCAAGUCUGUUGACUUCCGGCCGCUCAGACGUGAUAAAGAUUUCACAGGAGAUAGCUGCAGCACUUUACCAAAUACUCCGAUCCAUAAGAAAAAUCCACCGCUCCCAACGAUGUCGGCAGGUGGAUCGAGAUUCAAGGUGGUUCCAGUUGAAACACGGGACCCCUACUUCAGUCCCAACGGAAAGCACGCCAUUCCAAAGCCGGCGGCAGUUAUCAAAAAAGAGGAAGUCGUUAACAGAAGUAGCCGAUCGCUAUCCGACAUCCAUCCGUCUUCAUCUCCAUCCGUGGUUCAACAUGUUUCUGCAAUUCCAGUCCAACAAAAGCCAGUUUCUCAUUUAAUUACUCCAAAUCCAAAGCCAGUGUAUACGGUACCAAAGGUUGCGCCAACAGCCCAAGUCAAAGCGUCGACGAUCAUCCAACCAACAGUAAACGGACAAGUUAAAGUCAGCUCGGAGACUCAUAUCAAUACUGGAGUAGCUGGAGAUAGUGAGACACGCAGAACAAAAAGACCUCCCCUAGUUAGAGCCAAAACAGUGUAG
Molecule: messenger RNA, 759 nt
Organism: Caenorhabditis remanei
Lineage: Eukaryota; Metazoa; Nematoda; Chromadorea; Rhabditida; Rhabditidae
Exons: 9
Coding region: 1-759 (252 amino acids)
Source: RefSeq, a predicted model, not a curated record